AUGUCUUCAGAGUCAGCAUCGGACACCGACGCUGGCAGGAGAGGCCUCAAGAAGCCGUGUUCAUUCAGCAUUGAGGACAUCCUCUCCAGCCCAGCAGAGAAAAGCCCCCAGGUCCUGGUCCCACUCUGCCUGCGGGGCAUCUUGGACUGCGCACCCAAGGGGCUGUGUGAACUGGAGGCCAUCCCAGCCAGCUCCCUGCAGGAAGAAGAGGAGGAGGAGGAGGAAGAGCUGGAAGGGGCAGGCUGCAACUGCUGCUGCUGUUCUCACACCAGCACCCGUUCCCGGCAGGACUUGCCGAGUUGGCUGGACACCCGGUUCCCCUGGCCUGUGCAGCUCUUCCACUCGGCAGUCAGGGUCUGCAAGAGUCCCCAGGGGAGCCCGAGCAAGCUGCAGACUUUCCACCAGAUCCAGCGCCGGACACGCCGGCAUCGCACCAUAUUCACCGAGGAUCAGCUGCAGGCCCUGGAGACACUUUUCCAUCAGAACCAGUACCCAGAUGUCAUCACCCGCGAGCACCUGGCAAACCGCAUUCACUUGAAGGAGGAGAGGGUAGAGGUGAGAUCCCACCGCUCGGGGAGGGGCUGUUUGCUCCAACCCACUGUGAACACAGACCAGGGCAUUGUACUGUUGUUUUUGGGGCUGCAGACCCAGGGGCUCAUUUUGAAGACCAUUCUUGGGUAUUCGACAAAACACAGUUCAGGCGUGCCCAGUUCUGCCCAUCCCCUGCACCCGACUGUUUGGUUUAAAAAUCGGCGGGCCAAGUGGCGGCAUCAGAAGAGGGCGUCUGCUUCAGCGCUGAUCCUUCAAGGCACCAAGAAGCUCUCUGAGGAGAGCUGUUAG
Molecule: messenger RNA, 840 nt
Organism: Egretta garzetta (little egret)
Lineage: Eukaryota; Metazoa; Chordata; Aves; Pelecaniformes; Ardeidae
Gene: GSC2
Product: goosecoid homeobox 2
Biological process (GO): regulation of transcription by RNA polymerase II
Cellular component (GO): nucleus
Molecular function (GO): RNA polymerase II cis-regulatory region sequence-specific DNA binding; DNA-binding transcription factor activity, RNA polymerase II-specific
Source: RefSeq, a predicted model, not a curated record